Molecule: messenger RNA, 3631 nt
Organism: Paramacrobiotus metropolitanus
Lineage: Eukaryota; Metazoa; Tardigrada; Eutardigrada; Parachela; Macrobiotidae
Exons: 13
Coding region: 327-3389 (1020 amino acids)
Cellular component (GO): nucleus
Molecular function (GO): histone methyltransferase activity; p53 binding; zinc ion binding
Source: RefSeq, a predicted model, not a curated record
CGAAGUAUGUUUUUGUCAGUUUUGUCACUAUUGUGACAUGAUUUGAUGGAUUUCUUAUGUCUUUCUAAUUUGUGUGUUUCUGCGAAAGGGUUUUUGUCAGUGGUAGUACAGUAAUUAUUAUUAUGAAUAUCCGAAAUCGUAUCGGUAUAAUUUAUACAUUGUUAAGCUGUUUUGAACUUUUGGGACUGUAGACAGUAUGGCGCGUUCCACAUGGGCCUCUCGGGUACAGCAGUGAAUUGUGGUACUGGUGUAUUCGGGUUCAUCAGAAAUUAAUCUGCGGCGAUUCGUUCCUAUAUUGCCGAGUGUAUUAUUUGGUCGGGAAAGAAAUGUACUUCAGCAGAGCGCCUCAGAGAUCGCAGAAUACUCAUCCAUCACGCUCAGAUGAUCGCCGUGAACCACGACAUUCAUGGAACCAAUCUGCAUCGAACUCUACUCACCAGCAUCGACACAAUGCACCACAGCACAAUCAGCGUUCGCGUGGGCACUUUCCCCGCGGUGGCCAGCACCGCGGCUCCAACCAGCGUUACCAUCCGUACCAUGAGCGCUCCAAUCGGCCUACGGAGAACCCGCGUUACCAUCGGCCGCCGGACGACGGUCUGGGCCAAUACGCGGACCGCCGUCGCCAUGAAGAGCAAAGGGCAUUCACGGAGCAGCUGUUGAACAUUGACCCCGCCCCCCGGGCGGCAGCGGGCUGGGGACACGGUCAGUCCAGAGGGUGGUCGCAGGAACAGGCGUCGGGAUGGGGCGACAGCCACAUGCCCUCCAGAGCGGCCAUCCUCGGGGAUCCGCGCUCCUACCGUCGCAGUGCCUUCGAUUCCAGUGUGCGUUCGGCGGAAGAGAUUCGUCUGUCGGAGAUUGCGCGAUCGCGCCAGUCCAAUUUCGACUGGAGUCAGCCAUUCCCGGAAGCACUGCCGAUGAACCCCGUCAAUCCCCCGCAAAACACAGGCAGAGGUCCUGAUGUAGCCGCCCGUAUGCCGCCGGAACCAGUCGAUUUUGUGGAAGAAGCGUGGGGUUUGGGAGUGCCCGAUACAGAAAACGUGCCAACCUCGUCCAAACCGGCUCCGGCGCCGAAACCUUUCCGUCAGCCUUGUCCUAGCAUUUUGGCAACGCGGAACACAGUUGAAGAAGUCCCGACUCGAAACGAGAUUAUUAAGCGGCAGGCUGAGAAGAAGCCGCUCGUUGAACACAUGCUGCAACGCCGGCGGAAAGAGACCAUCGCAGUGUCCGUUCCUCCACCAGUCGCACCCACUCUCACGCCUGCCUCGGUAGCAGCGCCGGUGGUGCCGGCUGUUGAGGAGUUGCCAGUACCGGCAGUGGAUGUACCGACAACUAAACAACGAGCAGUGGAAGAAUAUGAAUCCUUGACAGAUUUAUCUAAAGCGACACUGCUACCUUUGGCGUUGAAUCGCCGAUUUCUUUCCACUCUUUUGAAGUCGUUCCCAAGCGUUGCGGAAACCAUAGCGCGAUACGGCACAUUGAUCGUCAGUCUGGGACGAUUCGGACAGUUCCUUCAGUCUGAGAACGCGCUUCCCGCUUCUGUGGAACAGUUUACUCACUGCAAAGAGCUGUUGUAUGAUUGUGAGGAUUUGCGGACGUUGUUUCUCCGAGUAGCUUGUUUACGUCAGGGAAUCGCCAGUGAACGGCACCCGAUUAAUAAGUAUUACACGGAAGUGCUGCGACAGAACGAACUAACAUUUGUCUUAUUUCCCAUGAGCGAUGAUGCACGCUUCUUGGUUUGUCCGCCACGAACAACGAAUCGUGUAUUGCAUGGAUUGGGCAGAAUCGAUACCGAUACCGCGACCCCGAUCAGCGCACUCGUAAAAAAGCAUAAAGACAUUAUGCGAUGCUGGGCAGAGGGUACCAGAAAGGAUUCCUAUUCGUGUAGUGACAUGAUGAUGGCGUCGGUUAUGCGGAUACCGUCGGUUAUGCGCAGAAUUUGGAUGGACAAUUGUGAUGAACCUAUCCGUUUUUGUCAGGCUCAUCUUGCGGACUUUGUUGGGUGUAAGCUUUGUCCUGGUUGUUACAGUACCGAGGAAUAUUCGCACUCUGAUACGGCGGAGGAAGCCUAUGAACAUUCAGUUAUUAUUUGCUGCGGCAGAGAUAACAGUGGGUCGUUUCAUGUAUUCCACGAAACAUGCUUCGACGACAAAAUCUGUCCUCAUUGCGGCAAUACCGAAUUUACGACGCUAGAUACAGUUGCGGGUGAUGUGAAUUGGACGAAUUUGAAAAUUAUCGGCGGUCAGUUUUCAACCAACGAUGCUGCGACGUUGAUAGCGCAGGAGCGCUUUGAAUUGACCUCUAAUUUGCUUGAUAUGGACGCCGCUGAACUAGUAUGGCAGCCCCGUGAAUCACCACGCAUUUACCCGAAGAAGGACAUGCAGGAGACGGUGGAAGUGAUUGAAAAAGGACGCGGAUGGCAGCGACGCAGAGGACAUCGUAUCGUAUAUCAGAGACGUUUCAAGUCAUAUCCAUUGUUCAGGUUUUUUUGCCGCAAAAACGGUUUUACUGAAGCGCUGACAAGAGGGAGUUUUAAAAGAGUGACCCAAAAAUUUGAGCUACACCAAAAGUAUAAUUGUACUCUGCACGAAAAAUACCACUCAGCCCUGUUGGCUAUAUCAGAGCAGAAUGAGGAAUGUCUGUGUAGACCGGUUUGCGUAAGCGGGACCUGUCGGUGUGAAAACUGGAUGAAUAGUGAUUGCUAUUUCACGGAGGACGGAAGAUUGAUUCUUAAUCGCAGUAAUCCUCAUUUGUGGAUCAAGGAAUGUGGUGAAACUUGUCGAUGUGACGUGCGUUACUGUUUUAAUCGCCGCACACAGCAGCCACCCAAAGUGGAACUCAUUCAACGGUCGGGUGAGAAGGGCCGCUAUGUGAUUACACCGCAUCCUAUUCGUGAAGGAACAUUUCUGUGCAGGCUUUCAGGGACUCUUCAGGAAUUCAGUCCACCACUUCCUCGUAAAGGGGUCUUCAUUUAUCCUAAAUUCGGCAUAUGGCCGAAGCGUAAGAAAGUCGACUAUCGUGUGGGAUUGGAUGUGGAUUCCAUGUGUUUCCGUCAGUUGCAACAAGUACGGCGACUGAAUCCAGACGCGCAGCCAAACAUUGUGCCGAUGAUGGUUAUGGAGUGUCUUACGAUGCUGCAUACUGGCCUGCCACCUUCGUUAUCAUUUCCUGCAGUCGCCUUCUUUGCAUUGCGAGAUAUUGCUGCCGGAGAGGAAUUAAUCUAUGAUUGUGACUUCCGCAAUGUGGAUUAUGAGCCGCCGCUAAGUGACCGUGCACGGGCUGUGCUUGAACAGACGAAGCCAGUCAGCGUAAUGCACGACCUAUUUGGAUGGUCAGAAACAGAAGAGGCAAAUGAGGAAAAUCGUGAAGAUAUUGAUUUGGACUCGGAGUAGCCCUGCUGGUUUUUGGACAGAUUUGGCGGUCUGCUUUUGUCUUUGACCGCGUGUGAUUUGUGCAGUGCUGAAAUUCUAAAUUGGGGUUACGUCUUGUAUUUCAUAUUGAACUGCGUAUUGUACGUUUGCUGAAUUUAGAUUGAUUGAUUUUUGACCGCCGCCCAUUUUUUUGUACAGAUAUCUAUUAAUUUACGAGAUGUUUAAAUGAUAAGAAUUUGUUACGCGAAGACGUUCGAGACGCA